This is a messenger RNA of Sorex araneus (European shrew), 2303 nucleotides long. It is a transcript of the gene MOB3A, whose product is annotated as MOB kinase activator 3A. Gene Ontology annotation, molecular function: protein kinase activator activity. Gene Ontology annotation, biological process: signal transduction; positive regulation of protein phosphorylation. NCBI's taxonomy places the organism in Eukaryota, Metazoa, Chordata, Mammalia, Eulipotyphla, Soricidae. Gene Ontology annotation, cellular component: cytoplasm; nucleus. The record is from RefSeq and is a predicted model, not a curated record. The transcript has 4 exons. Bases 308 to 961 code for a protein of 217 amino acids.
CGCGACUUCCGGGGUGGCUUCGGUCCGCAGCGGAAGUAGGUCGGGAGGGCGUGGUGGUCGGGGCGGGGCCCGCGGCCGUGUCCCUCUGCCGCCGGCUACGAGGCGGGCCCGGUGUCGCAUCGGAACUGCUGCGGGCGCGGAGGCUGGUUGGUGACAGGUGGCGGCAGAUCUCGGGGUUGGCAGGGGGCUGUGAAUCCCCGCUGCCUCCCGGCACUGGAGGCGCCUCUUGUUCAGUGCACGACCCCAGCGACCUGCCUGUGCAGCUUCCCACAGAGACAGGGCCGCUGUGCGCCGCGGCGGGGCCACCAUGUCCAGCCCCUUCCUGAAGCAAGUGUUCAACAAGGACAAGACAUUCCGGCCCAAGCGCAAGUUCGAGCCGGGCACGCAGCGCUUCGAGCUGCACAAGAAGGCUCAGGCGUCGCUGAACGCGGGGCUGGACCUCAAGCUGGCCGUGCAGCUGCCCCCCGGUGAGGACCUUCACGACUGGGUGGCCGUGCACGUGGUGGACUUCUUCAACCGCGUCAACCUCAUCUACGGCACCAUCAGCGACGGCUGCACGGAGCAGUCGUGUCCCAUCAUGUCGGGGGGCCCCAAGUACGAGUACCGCUGGCAGGACGAGCAGCGCUUCCGCCGGCCCACGGCGCUCUCCGCGCCGCGCUACAUGGACCUGCUCAUGGACUGGAUCGAGGCGCAGAUCAACAACGAGGACAUCUUCCCCACCAACGUCGGCACGCCGUUCCCAAAGAACUUCCUGGCGGUGGUGAAGAAGAUCCUGUCGCGGUUGUUCCGCGUGUUCGUGCACGUGUACAUCCACCACUUCGACCGCAUCGCGCAGAUGGGCUCCGAGGCGCACGUCAAUACCUGCUACAAGCACUUCUACUACUUUGUCCGCGAGUUUGGCCUCAUCGACACCAAGGAGUUGGAGCCGCUGAAAGAAAUGACAGCAAGAAUGUGCCACUGAGAGCCGCGGCCCGAGGCAGCACCAGGGACAGACGUCUGCAGAUUGGGAUUGCCGGGGCGCUCCUUGUACCCCUCCACAGCCCGAGUCUGCGCGUUCAGCGGAACUGUUGAACUUUAAGCCUCAGCCUCCGCCGGGAAAGCCACUGUUUGCAAACCACUUCAUCGCCAGGAGCUGCACCUGCAGCCCCCCAGCCCCCCACGAGAGGUGCCGCAGGAACUUGAAUGUGUCUGACCCCUUGCCUCUCUGCCCCGCCUCCGGGACCCACCCUCAGAUCCUGGAGUCCAGGAUAUGGUGAAAGACGGAUUUCCUGCUCCAGUCCGCACCUCCUCACCCCACCAACCCCCCCAGAUUGCAGGACCAGCAGCUUUUUCCCACAGAGUUGAGGGAAGCUCAGGAACCUGCCAUGGGGCACCGCGCUGGACCACUUGCCUCGCCUCAUGGGGUCCUGGGGCUCCACCCGGGAACCUCGACGUCAGAAUGCCAGCGAGAUAGAUGGUUGAGGGGUCAGGGCGGCCAGCCCCAGUUCUAGCCACGGUACCUACAGACCCCCGACACUGCCAAAGGUCCCCCAGCCCUGCAGGGUGUGACCCCUCCCCCCAGAGACUGCCCCGCAUCCUCCUACCUGCACAGUGAAACUGCUGGGUUGGCUGAGAAUAGGGGCCGGGCCGGGGUCGCCUGGCGCUGCUUGGGGGCUCCCGCUGCCUGCCUCAGAAUGAGCCCCGGCCCUGGCACUGAUCCUCCUUCCCACGCCCCCUAUUCCUCUCCCCCAUACCCAGCACACAGAGCCGCACCUGCCACUGCGGCUGGACCCUCCCGCCUGAAUUCUCACCGCCCCACACAAGGUCUUGCUUGUGUGACACCUUUAUCGAGAUCCUAGCACUGUGCCACGACCGCCUGGGGGGCGGGGCCGGCGCCACCGCACCGCGCAGCUAUUGGCGCUUGGGUCUGCCCACGCCCCCAUCUUGGCCACGCCUCCUUCCCUAGCAUGGGUGGCCGCCCUCGCGCGCUCGGCCCCUCAAUGUGCGGGGACGCACCAAGAACAGGGUGCCCCACCCCCCACCCCGCUCAGAACAAGUGCAAUUAAUGUGGCCUGGGUCCUUCCAGAAAGCGCAGGCCCCGCCUGGGCCCCGCGGGCCGGACUCCCCCAACUUCAGGGAACCGACUGGUCCCUUGUAGUUCCUUUCCAGUGCCCAGCCAUGACCACUGUGUCCUCCGGCCGCCAUGGGGCGCCGUUCUUCCUCGAGUCCCACCAGCAAGGGGGAGAAAUUGGGACAGGGAGGUCCCCGCGACCCUGCGUGUUUCCCAGGGCGAACAUUGGAAUAAACUGCCAUUUCUCUGCCUA